AUGCGAGUUGACGAUGGAUCCCAGAGCACGACAACGAUGAACAUCGUCCAGUCUUCUGGCGAAGCAAAACCUCCAGAGAGUGGGCAAGAAGCCAGUGAAUGGAAGUGGGAAGAUGAUUCGUCUAACCCCUACAAUUGGCCAAAAUGGAAGAAGAAUUUACAGUUGGCGAUGAUAUCUAUCGUUGGAUUUUCCUGCUCAAUAGGAACCUCGAUCGUCAGUCCAGCUCGAUCAAAAUUUGUAGAAGAAUUUGGUGUGUCGAGUACGGCUGCAUUCCUGCCGCUAUCUCUAUACGUUCUGGCCCUCGGCUUGGGUCCUGUACUCGGCGGACCGUUGUCGGAAACAGCUGGCAGACAAGCUGUUCACAUCAUUGCCGUAGUCUUUGGAGGGCUAUUUCUGUCAGGGUUCUUCUAUGGGCCCGUCUUGGCUAUUGGUUCGGGCGUUCUGAAUGAGACCUAUCUGCCUGUUGAGCGUGGCUUGCCGUCAACGAUCUUCAUUUUAUCUCCAUUUCUUGGACCAGGCCUUGGUCCAGUCUUGGGGUCAUUCCUUGUUGACAGAAAAGGCUGGCGAUGGACGCAGUACACUCUAGUGUUCUUCUCAGUCUUCUCUUUGAUCUGGCUGUUUCUAUCUGGAGAGUCCUAUCACCCUGUUCUAUUGCGUCGUCGCCGAAAGCAACUUGGUCUCGUCGAACCAAGGUCGACUGCGAACUUACAGAAACUGCGACAAUUUCUCACCGUUGGGCUGCUUCGACCACUGCAUAUGCUCUUCACCGAACCGAUCGUGGCCAUUCUCUCCUUGUAUGUCGCAUGCAUGUUUGGAACACUGUUCAUGUUCUUCGGUGCUUUCUUCUAUGUCUUUGACAAAACCCAUGGCUAUACUCUCACUCAGACGGGUCUUGUGUUCUUAGCGAUCGCUUUCGGAUGCGUGCUUGGAUGUAUCACCAUGGUUCUCUGCGACCAUCAUAUCUAUCAGCCCAAGGCAAGACAAUUUUCCCCAAGCGAAAUCCCCCCUGAGCUGCGGCUCUACCCAGCCAUGUUGGGAAGCUUGGGUCUUCCCAUUAGUCUUUUCUGGUUCGGCUGGACAGCUAGGCCAGACGUCAAUGCUGCGGGCAAUAUCACAUUGACCAUUAGCUCAAUCCAAUACCUCGGGGACACAUAUCAUCGCUCUAAUGUAGCAAGUGCGGCCAGCGCGAACAGCUUAGCAAGGUAUACCUUUGCUGCUGCGUUCCCAUUCUUCUCAUUACAAAUGUACCAAAAACUCGGUAUUGGCUGGGCAUCAAGCCUUCUAGGAUUCGUUUCACUGGCACUACUUCCAGGCCCUUGGAUAUUCUUUAAAUUUGGCAAACGAAUCCGCCAGCGAAGCCAGUAUGAGACUGCGAGCUACUAG
Messenger RNA from Colletotrichum lupini, 1383 nucleotides. Its product is annotated as major facilitator superfamily transporter. Lineage: Eukaryota; Fungi; Ascomycota; Sordariomycetes; Glomerellales; Glomerellaceae. Gene Ontology annotation, molecular function: spermine transmembrane transporter activity; spermidine transmembrane transporter activity. The coding region runs from base 1 to 1383 and encodes 460 amino acids. The record is from RefSeq and is a predicted model, not a curated record. The transcript has 6 exons. Gene Ontology annotation, biological process: spermidine transport; transmembrane transport; spermine transport.